AUGGUCUUGGACGUCAGAGCGUUGCCCCAGGUCGCCCUGUCCGUGGCGUUCGCCUUUUGCGCCUGCCAGAGCCGGCGUACAGUGUCGCACUUCCAGCAAGGAAAGCUGCAGGAGGCUGCCCCACUGGUGGACAGCAUUCAGGACUUGCAGCCAGAAAAUGAGCCCUGUUGCUUCUGCUUCCGAUCCCCGUUCCGACGACAGGAGCGUGGUACGCAGUGGAGGUACGUCAAAACAGAGCAGGACAAGGGUGCGAGCUAG
Symbiodinium natans is the source of this 258-nucleotide messenger RNA. NCBI's taxonomy places the organism in Eukaryota, Dinophyceae, Suessiales, Symbiodiniaceae. The record is from the annotation of a GenBank genome assembly.